AUGAUUAAUUCACAAAUACAAUUAAAACACGAAGCCUAUCGUGGUGGUGGACACCCCACCAUGCAUUCCUCUUCAAAUCAAUCUCGAGAAACUAUUGAAACUUCUACGAUAGCAGAUAGUUUUUCUGCUGUCUCGAGUCAAGCAUCGCAAUUUGUUCCUUCCUCUGUUGCUAUUUCUUCGACAUCAUCACUAAUAGCCUGCCCUACACAAUCUAAUAACUCUAACAUAGGUAGUCCGAAUAUUGUCCACUCUUCAGAACAACCACCACCUUAUGAACAAGCAAUUGCAAUGCCUAUUUGUCCACCAAAUCUGGCAAUACCAAUUACAGACCAAACUCUGUCAUUAGGCCAAUCUAGAAUUAAUUUACACAAUUUUUCUCCCGCAUCGAUGCCACAUAGAAGAAAUAAAAGUUCACAGAAUAAAAGAAACUGUUCAUUGCAUAAUGAAACCAACAAUAAUUCUUCCUCUUCUGAAGCUUUUAAUUGUGAACUUACUCAAGGUAAUCCUCCCACUAGAAGUUAUUUUAAUUUUUCUGAUCAAGAUUAUUACACUCAGCCAGUGUGCCAACAUAUUAUCGAAGAACAUCUCAAUUCCAGAUUAAAACGUGAUAUUUUUUUAGCAAAUGCCCGCCUUUGCGGAGCAAAUUUAAAUGCAGAUCACCAAUACUCCCCAUCUGGGGCGAAUAGCCGUAGAACCAAACUUUUAAGAGGAGAAAAUGAAGCGGAUGCGGAAGAUGGAUUUGAUAUUGAUGAGGCAGACUCAAAGGAAAUGCUAUUCCGGGCUAAUUUUUCCAAAGCUAUUCAAGAAGAGCAAGGCAUUUUGCAAUUAGAAGAUGCUGGUGAGAUAUUUGAGAAUGAGGAAUGUACUGAAGUAAUUAACAGAAAUCAGAUGCAUUUACAUAACCGACUACUUGUGCGACCUUCUUCGCAGCCAAAUUUGGCUGGCUUGACGAAUUCUUCUAAUUCUGUCUCUUCAUGUGAACAAACUGCAUUGAUUACCAUGGAAAAAUUUCGCGCUCAUUGUAAAAAGAAAUCCAAAAAUCAGCCAAAGACAUCAGAUUGUGCUCCUUUAUAUCUUCAAGCUAGAUGUGGACAACCAAACGUAAAAAUCCAAAUGCAACAACGCGAGCAACCAUAUAGGCAAAAACAAAUUGAGGCACAUGCGGAUAGAAAAGAGUUAUUAACGCAACAGAAAAUUACUGGACUAGUACUAAAUAGUAAGAGCUGCCAGCCUAUUUCUGCAAGCCCUUCUCGCUAUCAUUCGAUAGAUUUUCCAUCUGCGCAUGUUAGCACAAACCUUGGUCGAGAAAGACGCCAACUUGCACUGAUUCAAAAAGACUCCGCAGGAGCAACUACCGUAAUUCCAGUUAGCCUGAGUACCCUUGGUUCUGAAGACUUAUCAGGUACUAGUAUCGGCAUGAAGGACUACAAACAUCAAUAUCAUUUACUUUUGCAAGAUAAUCCUCAUUCUCAAAGCCUAGGCCAAAAUUUGGCCGAGACGCAGGCCCAACACCGUCAAACACAACAGCAGCUUUUUAUAGUCAUGGAAAAGAAUCCUACUACUAUAGGAAAAGAUGAUAUACUUCAUGGCGAGGAGACAUCGUUCCGAGGUCUUAUUCCAAUAUUGAGGCGAACUGAUCCUUCAUUGCCUUGGCGAUCUGUAAGAGAUGGGCAAGGAGGGUUUACAAAUAGCCCUAGCGAAAGGCCCAUUGGUACAAAUAGUACAACGGUGUAA
Messenger RNA from Protopolystoma xenopodis, 1734 nucleotides. Lineage: Eukaryota; Metazoa; Platyhelminthes; Monogenea; Polystomatidea; Polystomatidae. The record is from the annotation of a GenBank genome assembly.